AGUACAAACCAUAUCGCCCGCGUCCGCUAAACUGCCGGUCUGCCCUCGACUAAACUAUUUGGAACAGGCGUGCGUGCCAAUAAACUACGUAGCAUCAAGUGACGUCAGAUGGCUGAUAGGAGCUACGCUUACGACCCCGUCGGCACCGGUGCGCCAGUCAACCAACAAGCGUACAGGAUGGAGGCAGGCCAACUUUGGCGGCAAUAUGUCAUCGCCGGCGUCGCGAACCUUCUGGUCGCGUCGUUGGGCUACAACAUGGGAUGGACGGCUCCCGUCAACGUGAAACUGAACAACACAGAAGAGACACCCCUGGACAAGUUGCCCACGUCCGAUGAGCUCGCCUGGAUGGGAUCUCUGGUCUCCAUCGGCGCUAUUCUUGGCCCAUUCGUCGGUGGGCUAGCUGCAUCAAAGAUCGGCAGGAAAUGGGCGCUCAUGUCGGCUACCAUACCCCUCUUCAUCGGCUGGAUCCUAGUGGCCGUAGCGCAGACCAUGGCCUACCUGUUCGCAGCGAGAGUGUUCUGGGGCGUGGGUGUGGGUAUGGUGUUCACUAUAUCGCCGAUGUACUGCGCCGAAAUAGCCACGGAUGAUAGUCGAGGUGCACUGGGCUCCUUCCUUCAAGCAUUCAUCACUCUUGGAUUCCUUCUUAUUUACGGCAUCGGGCCUUAUAUCUCGUAUUCAGCUAUCGCGUAUGUGGGGACGGCCUUUGUUGCUGUCUUCUGUGUUCUAUUCUUCUUCAUGCCGGAGACCCCUACCUACUAUCUGUUGAAAGACGACAGAGAUGCAGCCGCUGACUGCUUAGCCACCAUCCGCGGUAAAUCUCGCGCCGGUGUCGAGGCUGAGCUCAGCAAACUCGAAUCUGAGGUCAAAGCUUCAUUGGAGAAGACUGCCACGAUAAUGGACGUGUUCCGGGGCAGCAACUUCAAGGCGUUCUACAUAUCUUGCGCAUUGGUUUUCUUCCAACAGUUUUGCGGUAUUAAUGCCGUGCUGUUUUACAUGACCACCAUUUUCGAAGCUUCUGGAACGGCUAUGGAACCAGCUAUUGCUACUAUUAUUGUCGGUGCUGUGCAGGUGGUAGCUUCCUUUAUCACACCUCUGGUGGUGGACCGGCUUGGAAGGAGGAUCCUUCUCCUCAUUUCUUGCACAGGAACUGCUAUUGGUCUGGGUCUGUUGGGCAUGUUCUUCCUGCUCGCGGAGCAACAGAGCCCCGUAGUUGACUCAAUCAGCUUCCUUCCCAUCCUGUCUCUGGUGCUGUUCAUCGUGACAUACUGCUGGGGGCUCGGCCCGCUGCCAUGGGCUGUUAUGAGCGAGCUGUUCCCUAUUGAGGUGAAGGCUGCUGCCUCGCCGAUCGCGACAGCCUUCUGCUGGAUCAUGGCCUUCCUCGUUACUCGUUACUUCCCCACGAUCUCGGACAGCCUGGGCAUGUACGUCGGCUUCUGGAUCUUCGGCGUGUGCUGCGUGCUCGCGUUCUUCUUCACGCUCUUUGUGGUGCCUGAGACCAAGGGCAAGAGCUUCCAGGAGAUACAGGAGAUGUUGGCCGGCGGAAAACCAAAACCGGAGAAGGCGUAAAUAAACCAAAUUGUAUCCUAGUUGUUUUUUGUAAAUUUAUGUUUAUAUGAGAUUUGCGAAAGAUGUGUGGGACCAAGUGUUAAUUUUAUCCAAUGCGUGCGCCAUAGUUUUACGGCUAAACCGAGUUUCAGAUAGAGCCGGCUAUAAAUGUUUCAUAAUAGCUAUAGUGAGCUAGAAGUAACGCUUAAAAUAGCUAUAGCUGACUAUAGUGGAUACUUAUAAUGGCUAUACGUGGCUAUAAUACGGAUUUAUACUUGUAAUAGCCAACACUAAGUCAUCUGUAUUUUUUAAUCGGCUAUAAGUCUUUUCUUAUACAGUUAUAGUUGAUGUAAGAAAGGACUGAAAUAAUUUAUACCGGCUUUAUCAUGACACAUAGUUAAAUUAAAUGAUAGCAAUUCUUCCUAUAGGCUGCAAGCUUUAAAAAUAUUAUUUUGAUAUGUUAUCUACUUUUAGCAAAUGUUUAAACAUCACAAACAUAUCAGCUUAUAAAGCUGUAGUUAUAUUUUAUACGUAUUUAAUAAGACCAUAUUAUAUAAUGUUAUUGGAAUCACAUUUGACGAAUUUAUAACUAAUUAUACUCAGUGACAUAUGCAAAAGAAUUUUAGGAGUAUUUGUAAAAUAUGUUUUUAGACGAAUUUAUAAUAUGAUACCAAAGUACAAAGUUAAGGUAUAUAAGUUAUGGACUGUGUAGAAACAUAAUAUAUGAAGGGGCCUUAAUAUUUUUUACCAUAUAAUAUACUUUUUGAAUAUAGCAGUUAUUGAAAGAUGGUUAGAUAUGAAUAUGGAAAACUAUUUUUGGAUCAUCAAAACAAGUUAUAUUGCCUUCUUAUAUUUCCAUACGAGUUUCGAAUGAAUGAAUUUAUUACCGAGAUAUGCUUUUGUACAUAAAUUUAUUUUAGACUGUA
Messenger RNA from Zerene cesonia (dogface butterfly), 2471 nucleotides. Its product is annotated as facilitated trehalose transporter Tret1. Gene Ontology annotation, cellular component: membrane. Gene Ontology annotation, biological process: transmembrane transport; carbohydrate transport. Gene Ontology annotation, molecular function: sugar transmembrane transporter activity. The coding region runs from base 109 to 1566 and encodes 485 amino acids. NCBI's taxonomy places the organism in Eukaryota, Metazoa, Arthropoda, Insecta, Lepidoptera, Pieridae. The record is from RefSeq and is a predicted model, not a curated record. The transcript has 11 exons.